UUUUGAUCGUUCCUACUACCCAAAGCAGAUCCCGCUAUCUUUUUUUUUUUUUUUUACCCCAGCUUCCAUGUACGUUGGCUUUUGAUCGUUCCUACCCAACGCAGAUCCCGCUCUAUCUGUUCUUUUUUUUUUUGCGUGUGUAGCAGCCAGGCACGUCAGAUCAGCCUCCUGGAGCAGCGAUUUUCAGUCUUCCUCAGCCAAAACAUGGUGGCUUUCAUAAAUAAAGACAGGACCGUGCCUUACCGGGGCAACCUCUAUCAACAUGACAACAGCUCAGCCAGGCGAACACCAGUUUGUGACCCCACCACACCCUCUGGCAGAGCUCCCUCUCCAGUGCAGUCCCCCAGCUCCUCUUAUCCAUCUCCAGCUUCACCCUCAGACAGGCGAACACCAGUUUGUGACCCCACCACACCCUCUGGCAGAGCUCCCUCUCCAGUGCAGUCCACCAGCUCCUCUUCUCCAUCUCCAGCUUCACCCUCAGCCAGGCGCACUCCAGCUCGCGUCCCCACCAGACCCUCUGGCACCCUGAGGGCGCGGAAGCGGCAGAGGCUCGAGGAUGGUCUUUUGGCCUACCUCGAGAGGUCUGAUGCUGCUGACAUGGCUGCUACACAGAGGCUUGCACAGAGCCAUGAACAGACCCUGGCGGAGAUGAGGACUGAGAUGAGGGAAGAUAGAAGUGCCCUCAUCCAGUUGUUCAGCAGGAUGGUGGAGAAGCAGUGA
Alosa alosa (allis shad) is the source of this 720-nucleotide messenger RNA. RefSeq names its product proline-rich receptor-like protein kinase PERK2. The transcript is spliced from 2 exons. The record is from RefSeq and is a predicted model, not a curated record. NCBI's taxonomy places the organism in Eukaryota, Metazoa, Chordata, Actinopteri, Clupeiformes, Clupeidae. Bases 205 to 720 code for a protein of 171 amino acids.